Messenger RNA from Lasiodiplodia theobromae, 2238 nucleotides. RefSeq names its product CASP domain-containing protein. Bases 1 to 2238 code for a protein of 745 amino acids. Gene Ontology annotation, cellular component: Golgi membrane. The transcript has 4 exons. The record is from RefSeq and is a predicted model, not a curated record. Gene Ontology annotation, biological process: intra-Golgi vesicle-mediated transport. NCBI's taxonomy places the organism in Eukaryota, Fungi, Ascomycota, Dothideomycetes, Botryosphaeriales, Botryosphaeriaceae.
AUGGAUGCUGCCGCGACGCCUACCGACCCUCCGAGCUCUGCGCCGCAGAGCAAGCUCGAAAAGCCCGAUGCUACCGUAAACGAGAACAAGUUCCAGCAGGCCAUUGCCGCGUGGCGAAAUGUGAAUCUUGCCGAGUUGAUGCCUGCGCUGGAUUCGGCCGCCGAGGAACUCGUUGAACACCAGCGCGAUGCUGUCACCCAGCGCAAGGAUCUCGCUCAGAAGACCAAGGACUUCAGGAAGCUCGAUGACCAGAGCAAGCUUGCUGAGAUCAAGGGAUUGCUGAAAUCCUACCAGAACUUUAUCGACGUCCUGACGAACCAGUCGAAGUCAAUCAACGCUGCCUUUUUCAAGGCCUAUACCCCGCUCUCUGAAGCGCCAGACCCGUAUCCGCUCCUCGAGGCCUCCGUCGAUUCACUCGUGACCGCCGAAGAGACCGUCCCCAAGCUUACCGAGGACAAUGAGCGGCUGCAGAAGACAGUCUCGCAGCUGACAACUCAACUAGAGAGUACAGAGAAGAAGCUUGAGGACGAGCUCAGCGCAAGAAAGAGUUUGGAAGAGACACGGGAUGCUAAGAUCAAAGAUGUCGAGGCAUCAUGGUCUGCCGUCCUUACAGAGAAGCAAGACAACUGGGAAGCUAAAGAAAAAUCGCUGGAGGAGAAAGUCGAGAAUCAGGAUCGGCUCUUGAAGGAGCUCAAGGCCAGCUACGAGGUUUCGCAGCGUCUGGGCAAGGGCGAAGACGACGAAGACGACAAGGGACGUAGUGGGGCUACAGCCGCUGAGCUUGAGAUCGUGAGCUCCGAGCUAGAUAGGGCGAACACACGUCUUGCGGAGGUUGAGGCGAGAAACGAGCAGCUUCGGCUCGAACUCGCCCAAUCUGCUUCGAGCGCAAACACUCAGGCCGCCGUACCAGUUGAAGACGACCCGACUUUCAGGAGGCUGCAAUCCGAGAACCAGUCUCUCUUGCGGAAACUCGAUGCUGCACGUUACGAGAAGGACUCUGCGAGGAGGAAUCAAGAGGCGGAGGCGCGAAAGCUGGAGAAGGAACUGGCGUCCUUGAAGCAAGAUCGGGAUGCUCUGCGGGAGAAGGUGAAUAGCUGGGGAGACUACGAGAACGUUAAGCGCGAACUCGAGGUUUUGAAGUCGAUCGAGUUCGCAACUGGAGAAGAUGACGAUGCAGACGCUGCAGCCGACACUGCGGCUGAGGGGGGAACGAGCUCUCAAAGUAAAGGAGAGACUCUGGAACAGCUCCUGCUUGCACGAAACAAGAAGCUUAGUGAUGAGCUGACAGUACUUCGCGUAUCCCACCAAGAUCUCCAGUCGCGGUUGGAGCAGCUACAGGAAGAGCUGUCCAACACCAACAUGGAGUUGGAAAAGUCGCAGAACCUAGCACAGACGCUGGAGAAUGAUCUCAUGAAGGUGCAGCAGGAAGCUUCAAACGCUUUUGAUUCCUCGGCAAUGUCUGUUGCAGGAACAUACACAUCGAGGUACCCCCAAUCAUCUUUUCCAGGAAGAAAGGGAGGGCGUACAUCUCCAACUUCAUCCAUUAUCUCUGGAUUCAAUCCUAGGGAUGGCAGCCCGAACACGCUAGAGGCCAUCAGGUCGGGCGAGCCUGUGGGAGGCGGCUCUGGAAUCCUCCCUAUGGUCACGGCUCAAAGAGACCGCUUCAAGAAGAAGAACGCCGAGCUCGAAGCCGAACUGCAGAAGGCUUACCAGAAUGUCUCUUCGCUGAGGUCCGAGGUCGCCUCCUUGCAGAAGGACAACCUGAACCUGUACGAAAAGACUCGCUAUGUGUCGACGUACAAUCGUGGCCACGCGUCGGCCUACUCAUCGAGCACAAACCCAUCAACUAUCCAGGUGACCUCGGACGCGUCAUCAAACCUGGAUCGUUACCGCUCGGCAUACGAGCAGAACAUUUCACCAUUUGCGGCUUUCCGCGGACGCGAAUCCGCACGCGCGUUCAAGCGCAUGAGCCUUCCCGAGCGGUUCGUGUUUCGAAUCACCAAAAUGGUGCUUGCGACGAGGACUAGCAGAAACAUGUUCGCGGCAUAUUGCGUGGUGCUGCACCUCCUGGUGUUCUGGAUGCUCUUGUCGGGGGCCUCGGGCCCGGUCGAGGAGACGAUUAGCUUGAGCAACAGCGGUUCGGCGGCGGCUGCUGGCGCUGCUGCUGCUGGACCGCUCGCCGGUGGCGAUGGCCAUGAGAAAGGUAAUUGGCAACAAGAAGGGUUCCAGGAUACGUAA